Messenger RNA from Sardina pilchardus (European sardine), 953 nucleotides. RefSeq names its product tetraspanin-16-like. The coding region runs from base 133 to 882 and encodes 249 amino acids. The record is from RefSeq and is a predicted model, not a curated record. Gene Ontology annotation, cellular component: plasma membrane. The transcript is spliced from 8 exons. NCBI's taxonomy places the organism in Eukaryota, Metazoa, Chordata, Actinopteri, Clupeiformes, Clupeidae.
ACCCGAGGCACCGGUAAUGCCAUGACAACACUGCUGCCUGUGUGUCCUCAACGGUUAACGUUCUAGGCUAGUUGUCGACAAGGCAUUUCUGCUUACACUCAAAGGUUCAGAAGUUGGCCACAGAAAAGCAAGAUGUCUCGACUUCAGAAUCUGUACAGUGUUAUGAAAUAUCUGAUGAUGGUUCUAAGCUGCAUCAUACUGAUCAGUGGCUUCGUGUUGCUGGGCGUGGGCAUCUGGAUCAACAUCGGCACCAACAACUUUGUGAAGAGCAUCACGGACAUCUCCUCUCAGCUGGGCGUCAUCAGCACCAUCUGCACGGCGGCGGGCGCCGGCCUCGCACUGCUCGGCCUCGUCGGUUGCUAUGGCGCCUGGGCCGAGAAGCGCACGCUCAUCCUGUUGUACUUUGUGGUUGUGAGUUUGCUGUUCCUUGCUGAGAUUGCCAUGGCCCUUAUGGUUAUGCUCUACAAAGAUAAGGUGGAGGACGUCAUCCGCACGGCCGGUAAGGAGACCCUGCUGGAGUCCUACAAGGGCCCCACUGCCAAGGACGGCAUCUCUGUGGGCUGGAACGCCAUCAUGACGAAUUUUAAGUGCUGCGGAGUGGAGAACUCCACCCUGGACUUUGUGGGCUCCACCUUCACUAACGACACGGGGCUCCUGUAUCCAAAGACCUGCUGCGUUAACAUGGAGGACCCCAACUGCAACGGCAUGGACACCAGCCCCAGCCUGCUGCACCCGACCAGCUGUGAUGUGAAGAUUAUCGGCUUUAUUAGAAGCCAGAGUCUAAUCCUGGGCAGUACAGCUGCUGUAAUUUGUGUGCUGGAGCUUGGCUCUAUGAUGAUGUCGGCGGUGCUUUAUGUCAGACUUGGCCAUGGAGUCUACUAAAUAUGAAUGACGACCUGCAGAUCCUUCUCAUAUACAGUAUGGCUACGUGAAUAAAUCCAACAGUUCUGUGA